This is a messenger RNA of Racocetra fulgida, 127 nucleotides long. Lineage: Eukaryota; Fungi; Glomeromycota; Glomeromycetes; Diversisporales; Gigasporaceae. The record is from the annotation of a GenBank genome assembly.
UAAUCUAUUAAAUUCUGAUGAUAGAGCUGAUAAUGAACAAGAGCCACGUGGAAGUGCACACAGAGGUGCAUGUGAAAGUGCACACAGAGGUAUACGUGAAAGUGCACGUGGAAGUACACGUGAAAAU